Molecule: messenger RNA, 1713 nt
Organism: Drosophila takahashii
Lineage: Eukaryota; Metazoa; Arthropoda; Insecta; Diptera; Drosophilidae
Gene: Cndp2
Product: Cytosolic non-specific dipeptidase 2
Biological process (GO): proteolysis
Molecular function (GO): metallodipeptidase activity
Source: RefSeq, a predicted model, not a curated record
AAUACCUUUGUUUUUUUUUGGUAUAUAUAGGCGCGCGCUGACAUCUAGUCAGAUUUAAAUCGGUAGUGUCCGUUGCACGUUGCAGUUCUUCUCGUAUUCCUGUACAACAUUAAUAGUACGAUGGCAGAGCUUCCCGAUGAACUCCAACAGUUCUUUGCCUUUGUUGACAGCAAAAAAGGAGAUUACAUCGAAGCUCUAAAAACCGUUGUGGGAAUUCAGUCGGUUUCAGCAUGGGCAGAUAAGCGAGGCGAGAUCGAUCGCAUGGUGAACUGGACCGCAGAUCGCUUAAAGGCCUUGGGCGCUGAAAUAGAGCUGGCGGAUGUGGGCCAACAGACCUUGCCGAGCGGCCAGAUAAUCCCUCUUCCAAAGGUCCUGCUGGGAACUCUGGGCAAAGACGCCUCCAAGAAGACCGUGUUGGUCUACGGCCAUUUGGAUGUGCAGCCUGCUCUAAAGGAAGAUGGAUGGAACACCGAUCCCUUCGAGCUUACCGAAGUAGAUGGAAAGUUGUUCGGACGCGGGGCCUCCGAUGACAAGGGACCUGUGCUGUGCUGGAUCCAUGCUAUCGAGGCUUAUAAUAAGCUCAAUAUACCGCUGUCACUAAACGUGAAGUUUGUUUUCGAAGGAAUGGAGGAAAGUGGUAGCGAAGGCCUUGACGACUUGUUGAUAAGGCGCAAAAAUGAUUUCCUUGCCGAUGUUGAUUAUGUCUGCAUUUCCGACAACUACUGGCUAGGAAAGAAGCGUCCUUGUCUUACAUAUGGGCUUCGUGGACUGGCAUACUUUCAAGUGGAGGUGGAAUGCUCAAAUAAAGACUUGCACAGUGGAGUUUUCGGGGGCACCGUCCACGAAGCUAUGCCGGAUCUGUGUUACUUGCUUAGCGUGCUCGUCGACAAGGACACGAAAAUCCUGAUCCCAGGAGUAGACCGUGACGUUGCACCCCAGCUAAAGAAUGAGCAAGAAAUAUAUGAGAACAUUGAUUUCGAUGUUUCUGAUUACAAGAAAGACAUCGGUGUUGACCAGCUGCCGCAUAAUGGCGAUAAAACCAGACUGCUUCAAGCCAGGUGGCGUUAUCCCAGCCUAUCAGUCCAUGGAAUCGAGGGUGCAUUUUAUGAGCCAGGCGCAAAGACAGUUAUUCCGAAAAAGGUGAUUGGCAAGUUCUCCAUUCGCCUUGUGCCCAACCAGGACCCAGAGCACAUUGAGGAGUGUGUCGUUAAAUAUCUUAAUGAUAAAUGGACUGAGCGUGGAUCGCCAAACAAAAUUAAGAUUACUAUGCUAUCAGCUGGCAAACCCUGGACAGAGGACCCAAACCACCCCCAUUAUGAGGCUGCGAAACGGGCCAUGAGGCACGUUUUUAAUGUAGAACCGGACAUGACUCGCGAAGGGGGAUCCAUUCCAGUAACAUUGACUUUGCAGGAAGCCACUGGAAAAAACGUCAUCCUUGUACCAGUGGGAGCUUGUGACGACGGCGCCCACUCUCAAAAUGAAAAAAUAGAUAUUUACAACUACAUUGAAGGUACUAAACUGCUUGGCGCUUAUCUGCACGAAGUGGGAAAAUUAUAAACAAGCGCUCAUAUACCUCCCUUAAACGAUGAAACAUCACAAUGGUGCACUUAUUUUUAUAAAUAUUGUAUUUCUAAAAAUUAAUCAUCUUCGUGAGGCUUUACCCCGGUCUACUGGGCUGAGACGCUGAAAAAUUAUUAAAGUCUCGCGAAAAAA